This is a messenger RNA of Manihot esculenta (cassava), 1482 nucleotides long. RefSeq lists its product as uncharacterized. NCBI's taxonomy places the organism in Eukaryota, Viridiplantae, Streptophyta, Magnoliopsida, Malpighiales, Euphorbiaceae. The transcript has a single exon. The record is from RefSeq and is a predicted model, not a curated record. The coding region runs from base 1 to 1482 and encodes 493 amino acids.
AUGGUCACAUCUUGGAUUCUCAACUCCAUCUCUAAGGAGUUAGUUGAUGGAUUUAUAUACACCGCCUCUGCCAGAGAUCUCUGGCAAGAGAUCUGCGAGAGAUUUGGAGAGUGCAAUGGUCCUAUGAUCUACGAGUUGCACAGGAAAAUAUCCCUUAUCUCCCAAGAAAAUCAGUCUGUGUCAGUCUACUUCACUAAGCUGAAGAGGCUGUGGGAUGAGCUUGGGUCUGUAGAACCUCUUCCAACAUGUACCUGUGGAGCCUCUAGGGCCAUAGCUGAAAUAACGAACAGGAAUAGGCUCAUGCAAUUCCUGAUGGGUCUAAAUGAGGCCUUCGGGUCUGUGAGAGAUCAGGUAUUGGGGAUGGACCCUUUACCAACUGUAAACAAGGCUUACUCAAUGGUUGUAAAAUUUGAGUCUCAAAGGGAGAUUCUAGGGGCAAUGAAUGACAACUCAGAAUCUCUUGCCCUAUUGAAUAAGGCUCAAGCUCAGAGUCUGUCCAGACCAAGAAGGUCUGAGGUCAAGAAGGGUCACUGCACCUUCUGCAACAUGGAUGGCCACACUCGAGAAGGGUGUUUUAGAUUGAUUGGGUAUCCUGAUUGGUUCAAGACUAAGAACAAGGUAGGAACCCAAUCUUUCAAAGGCAAUAGAAGCACCAAAGUUAUGGCUGCUAUUGAAGGGAACAAAUCAGAAGAGGAUAACCCUCUGGAAUAUCUAGACCCAUCAAGUAAAAUACAUGAAUUGACAUCCAUGCUGAGCUCUUUAAAGCAAAAAGUUUCUCAGCUUGUGAAGGGGAAAGGGACUCUUGCCCCAAGCACUUCUUAUGGAUCUGAGGCACAUUUCAUAGACUUUGCAGGUAAGCCUACUCUCUAUAACACUUGCAAUGCUGAAAUGCAAACUGACUCUGAUUGGAUCCUAGACACUGGAGCCACAAAUCACAUGUGUUCAGACAGCAGCCUGUUCACCACUUUGCACCCACUACACAAGCACAUUUGUGUGUGCUUUCCAGAUGGGAAAACAACUCAGGUUACUCAAUCUGGAAAGCUAAAUCUCUUUGGCAAAUUGAUUUUAGAUGAUGUUCUUUAUAUUCCACAUUUUCAAUACAAUUUGAUUUCUGUUGGUCAAUUAAUGAGUAGCCAUGGAUACUGUAUAGUAAUGUGGAAGGAUUAUUGCCUUAUACAGGACCCACUGAGUAAGAAGGUGGUGGCCAUAGGCAAGAAACAAAGAGGCCUCUUCAGGCUGAACCAAAUGAGCUUUUCUCAUUCUGAUGUAAGAAAUUGUUUGUUUGAAAUCAUGAACUCUAAUGCUGAUCUUCACAGCUUUGUAAAUAGCACUCUCUUCCAAAUGGAGUUGAAUAAAGAACAUUCCAUGCAAUUUGAACAGAGACAUAAACAUGUAGUGACCAUGAAUGAUAUGCAUGAUAGACUAGGGCAUGCAUCAGUAGGUAAACUCAAACAUGUUAAAGGCAUAAAUAUCAGUAAUUAG